Molecule: messenger RNA, 5150 nt
Organism: Rhineura floridana
Lineage: Eukaryota; Metazoa; Chordata; Lepidosauria; Squamata; Rhineuridae
Gene: MSN
Product: moesin
Exons: 13
Coding region: 16-1995 (659 amino acids)
Biological process (GO): positive regulation of protein localization to early endosome; regulation of organelle assembly; positive regulation of early endosome to late endosome transport
Cellular component (GO): apical part of cell; microvillus; cytoskeleton
Molecular function (GO): actin binding; cell adhesion molecule binding
Source: RefSeq, a predicted model, not a curated record
CCCGCGCAGGCAGGGAUGAGGUGGGCGGGGGCCGCGUGGCGCCGGGAGGGAGGAGAGGGAGGGAGAGAGAGCAGGCGGCGGGGCGGGGGCUGCGCUGCGCCAGCCCCGAAUAAAGGCGGCGCGCUUGGCGGGCCCAGGAGGCUGCCGGGCGGGGGAGACGCCCAGUCAUUCGAGCCCGUUAGCAGGAAGCGCCCAGCAGCCGCAGUCGCCGCCCCGAGGGAAGCCCGCCGAACCGCCCAGCCUGCCGGCACCAUGCCGAAAACGAUUAGUGUGCGAGUUACCACCAUGGAUGCUGAGCUGGAGUUUGCCAUCCAGCCCAACACAACAGGGAAGCAACUGUUCGACCAGGUUGUGAAAACAAUAGGCCUGAGGGAGGUCUGGUUCUUUGGACUCCAGUACCAGGAUACGAAGGGCUUCUCAACAUGGCUGAAACUGAACAAAAAGGUAACGGCACAGGAUGUCCGCAAAGAGAGUCCGUUGCUUUUCAAAUUCCGUGCCAAAUUCUUCCCAGAGGAUGUGGCGGAGGAGCUGAUUCAGGACAUCACGCAACGCCUGUUCUUCCUCCAAGUGAAGGAGGGUAUCUUGAAUGACGAUAUCUAUUGCCCCCCAGAGACUGCCGUCCUGCUGGCUUCUUAUGCCGUCCAGUCCAAAUACGGUGACUUCAAUAAAGAGGUGCACAAUCCUGGCUACCUUGCCGGAGACAAACUGCUUCCUCAAAGAGUUUUGGAACAACACAAACUCAAUAAGGAUCAGUGGGAAGAAAGGAUCCAGGUGUGGCAUGAAGAACACCGAGGAAUGCUCAGAGAAGAUGCCAUCCUGGAAUAUCUGAAAAUUGCGCAAGAUCUGGAGAUGUAUGGGGUGAACUACUUCAGUAUUAAGAAUAAGAAAGGCUCAGAACUCUGGUUGGGUGUCGAUGCCCUUGGACUCAAUAUUUAUGAGCAGAAUGACAGGUUAACACCAAAAAUAGGAUUCCCUUGGAGCGAGAUCAGAAAUAUCUCAUUCAAUGAUAAGAAGUUUGUUAUCAAGCCCAUUGACAAAAAAGCACCAGACUUUGUAUUCUAUGCCCCUCGGCUAAGGAUUAACAAGCGCAUCCUGGCUCUUUGCAUGGGGAACCAUGAGCUCUACAUGCGUAGGCGUAAGCCAGACACGAUUGAGGUGCAGCAGAUGAAGGCUCAAGCCCGGGAGGAAAAGCAUCAAAAACAGAUGGAGAGAGCCCUGCUGGAGAAUGAGAAGAAAAAGAGGGAGCUGGCGGAGAAGGAGAAGGAGAAGAUUGAGCGCGAGAAGGAAGAGCUGAUGGAACGGCUCAGGCAAAUUGAGGAGCAGACGAAAAAAGCUCAGGAAGAACUGGAGGAGCAGACCCGCAAGGCACUGGAGCUGGAGCAGGAACGGAAGUGGGCUCAGGAGGAAGCAGAGAAGUUGGCGAAGCAGCGCCAGGAAGCUGAGGAGGCCAAGGAAGCCUUGCUGAAGGCAUCCCACGAUCAGAAAAAGACCCAGGAGCAGCUGGCUUCUGAAAUGAUGGAGCUCACCAACAGGAUCUUGCAGCUGGAACUGGCUCGUCAGAAGAAAGAGAGCGAGGCCAUGCAGUGGCAGCAGAAAGCCCAGAUGGUCCAGGAAGACCUAGAAAAGACUAAAGAGGAGCUGAAGUCAGCCACCAGCACCCCGCAUGUCCCAGAACCAAUGCAGUCCGAGAAUGAACACGAUGACGAGCAGGACGAAAGCGCCGCUGAGGCCAGCGCUGAGCUGAGGGCACACGCCUCUGUCAAGGACCGCAGUGAGGAGCAGCGGACCACAGAGGCAGAGAAGAAUGAGCGGGUUCAGAAGCACCUGAAGGCUCUUACAUCUGAACUGGCCAAUGCUCGUGAUGAAACUAAGAAGACAGCCAAUGAUAUGAUCCAUGCUGAGAACAUGAGGCUGGGCCGUGACAAGUACAAGACCCUCCGCCAGAUUCGGCAGGGCAACACCAAGCAGCGUAUUGAUGAAUUUGAGUCCAUGUAAUCAUUCCUGUGCCUGCUGCCUCUGCUCUCUCCUUUCCUCCCCCUUUUUCUAUGUGUAACCGCAUUGUGCUGGAACCGCUACAGAAGAGUGACCACAGUCUGUUGUAGAGUUGUGGGCAGAUGCUGCCAAUUCAAUGUAGGACCAAACCGGAUAAAAAAUGUGCCUUAAUGCAAAUUUCUGGUGGCAGUGCCCCAUCUUCUUUGCUUAACCUGGGUUGAAGACGGAAACCUCUGUUCCAUGAGGCUUUAUAUUGCUUAUUGCUACAGCAUCAAUUUGUAGCACAAGCAACUGACAAGCCCCCUUCUCACCACUAACCUCACUAGCCAAUGUUUGAAGAGACCUGCGUGUUGGAAUCCUCACUUUGAAAGCCAGUCUGGUCUUGAUAACGUGUGACUAGAAGAAUUGUUUCGAGGGGAAGUGGAUUAGAGCAGAAUUCAACAUUUUGUGCCUUACAUGGACACACCAAAGUUUUUCAUGAUUCCCAGAGGUUUAGGAGACCAUAUGGAUCACUCCAACCUUUUUUAGCAUUUUGCAUAUGCCACUACCUGGAAGGUUGAAAGAAGCUGGAUUCCAUAAUUAUUGUGAAAUGAGUUGAUUUGGUUAUAACUUGCCACAGGAUAGCUUUUGUCAUAUCCAGUAACGGGUGGCUACCUUGUGGCCCUCCAAAUGUGGUUGGACCAGGGCUCAUCAGCCUCAGCCAACAUCCCAGUGGCCAGAAAUUAUGGGAGUCCACCAACAUCUGGAAGGUGACAACUUCCUUAACUCUGUCUAAUAAGAAGCGGGGUUUUUUGUGACAUAUCCCAUUCAUAUUAGUCAGAGUAGUCAGAGUUAAGUGUUCAAAAGAGCAUGUGUUUGCUAUAAAUGCUAGAGAGGGAGGUACAAAAAUAUGCAGCUAGCCUUUUCAGGGUAGAUCUCCAGCACACACACCACACUGUAUGGUGCCUUAUGACACUUUCAUUCCCUUUUCCGUUGGUGUAAGGUUUUUAAUAGAGUUUUCUUGUUUACAGGUGAUGAGCAUGUAACACCAAAAGCCAAAACGGAAGCACUCCCUCUCCUCCCCAGCACCAGGCACUUGUAUAGCUAUAAAACCUGUCUUUGACUUUACAAAAGGGUUGGGUGGAAUUCAGCUAAGUCCUGCUCAGAGUAAACCCAUAGAAAUGAAUGAACCUGUUAGUCCUGUCCAUUAACUUCAGUGGGUUUACUCUGAGUAGGACUAGCACUGAAUACCACCCAUUCAGUUUCUGUUACAUUAGUUGUUGGGAAGCGGCAGGCUGCCCUCCCUCCCAAAUCUCUUGGCCUUGGAGUUCCUUUUGCUCUUCAGAUUUAAAAAAGACAACUUGCCUUACUUUGGAGCUUGUGCCGGUCUACCUCUUCUAAGUCCAAGCAGAGCCUUCUGCUUUGGUGUCAAUCUUUCAACAGUGCUUCCUUUCUCAAGAGAGUUUGGUAGUUGCUCCUGCCUGUGCUGUGACCUGGGAUCGAUGCCAUAGUGGUGGAAGCAGCAGGUAUGGAUGGGGGGACCUUCUGUCUACUCUCCCCAGGCGAGGAAGCUUUUUUUUUCCAAUUGUUUUAUCUGCAGAGAAGUUCCUCUGCUCUUCCGGCCCUUGACAGAGCAUCUUUCAGCUCCUGCACUGCAGUGUCUUAUCUGUUCAGCCCUGCUGGGGUUUUCCUGACUUUUCUCUCUCCCCCCCCCCUUUCUCCAAGGCAUGUUAAUACCAACAGUGCUUCUGUGGACAGAAAUGAAAGGAGACGGAGGAGGGCUGCAGCUCCAAGUUGCAUGUAGAAUGAAGGCAGGGGCUCCAGCUCUCCAGAAGUUGCUGAACUACAGUUCCCAUCAGCCCCCGCCAGCAUGGCUGAUGGCCAGGAAUGAUGGGAGUUGUCAUCCAGCAACAUGUAAAGGGACGCAGGGUCCCCAUCUGUGGUCCAGUUGGUUCCAAUGACGACAGUGAAAAAGUUCCCUGAAAAAUUGCCUCAAAACCAUCUUAAUCUGGUUUUGGGGUAGCUUGAUGUUGCCCAUACCAGUUGCAUGGAGAUUUGUCAGGACUUGGCUCUGCAAAGGUCACACUCUAAAUAUCCUGUGUGUGUCUUUUCAUUUAUAUGCACCCUUUGUUCCCCUCUCCCUUUCUAGACGCCUUGUGCCUUUAGGAAGUGAGGUGUGGAGAUGUGAAGUGGCAGCUCCUCCUCUUCCUGAAAAUAUGCAACCUCGUGCUUUGAACAUUUUUUUUAAAAAGCUUCCAGUUUAAUGUCUCAGAACUGAUUUACUCCCCUUGACUGAAAUAUUUGUGGCUUCUCUUCUCAUUACUUAGUCACUGUUAAAACCCCUGGUGCUUAAAAUGCAGUUUGUACUCAUUCCUGGCACACUUGGAUGCAAACCCAUCCUUCUAGUUCCUCAUGAGAGAAUGCCAGAGCCUCCCAGAUCUGUCUUGAACUAAUGAAGUUGCGGACCUCCUUUGCAUUGUCCUGGGUCACGGAGCUCUGUCAACCUCUUCAGCUGGCGCCCCGGCUCUCCUGCCCACUCACUGCUGGAACAGGAAGAAGCUAGCUUGUGCCAGGGAGUCUAACUCCUCAUGUAGUCGGUUCACUUCUCCCCUGAUCUUGCCAGUAUUAUGUAUUCCAGUGGUAUCUAAUGGUAUUGAUUUCAUUCUCUUUUUCUAGCUAUGCACGAUUAGAAAAUAUUAACCUUGGAAGUGUUGAGUGGGAGGGAAGAGUUCCCCCUUUUCCAUGGAAAAUGUAUACUGUAUUAUAAAGAGAUGAUAUUUUGCAGGAAAUUAAUGUAAGAAGCAUUCAGUAUUACGAUGAGAUUUCUAGACUUUUUUUUUAAUUAUUUGUUAGAAUUCAUGGAAGUUUCCCCUGCCCUGCUUCCCCAUAUGUUUACUGCUAUUACUAGGAUAUAUGCUAUCCUGGGGGUGGGGCUACCCUAUUAAGCAUUUUUGUCUGGCUUUAUAUUUGUGGUUUGGAUUAUUGUUUUUUUUGCUGUAAAUUAUGUCUACUUUUUUGACCAACCUUUUUACAUGUUUUGUUAAAACACCUGUUUUCCCAAGGGGGCUGUAAGGGAUCUUUGUGAAUCAGCCAUUCAGAUGCCUUGUGUUCAACGAGGUUUUGUUAAAGUCCACAGCCUGUUCUCUUCAUUCAGUGCCAAUAAAGUUUAGACCAACUGA